GUUCCUGAACCAAUUGACUGCACGCAGCUGAGCACUGCAGCAGGUGUCUGAUGACAGUGCCACAAGCGCUCCGGUCAACGUCCGUCCCGGCCGGCAACCGAUAGGCUUGGCAUUUCCAAAAUUCGGCCGUGGUCAGCGCUCACUGCCGUCGCCGUGGUACCUGGAACCGCUCCGCCCGCCGCCCGCCCGCCGGACUCGACCGACCGACCGACCGAUCUCAAAGUCGCGUACGCGCCCGCCUCUCCUCGUUUGCAGCCACCACCCAUCACCACCGAAUUCCCCCUCGUUCUCGCCCAACAUGCAGCCGACCAGGGUUCUUCUCAAGAGAUCCGUGUGGAAGGGUCCUCACAUCGUCCCUCUCCCCAUCCAGCGCCCCGAGCCCGGCAAGAAGAUCGCUCCCAUCCGCACCCAGGCCCGGUCCGCCACCAUCCUGCCCAACUUUGUCGGCCUCAAGUUCCAGGUGCACAACGGCAAGGACUACGUCGACUUGACUGUCACCGAGGAGAUGGUUGGGCAUAAGCUUGGGGAGUUUUCUUCUACACGCAAGCCCUUCAUCUGGGGUAAGAAGAAAUAGACAACGAAUACAAGGUUGCUGCGGGUUUCACACGUUUCUGAGGGCGGCGUUUUUCGGUAAAAACAAAAGCAUUUUUGCUUAUCUGUACCAUACCAUACCAUACCAGAGGAAGGGUGGGGGGAACAGGUUCUGUACACAUAUCAUCUUAUGGGCAAAUUAGACUUCGCUUGGAUCA
Molecule: messenger RNA, 749 nt
Organism: Neurospora tetraspora
Lineage: Eukaryota; Fungi; Ascomycota; Sordariomycetes; Sordariales; Sordariaceae
Exons: 5
Coding region: 299-574 (91 amino acids)
Biological process (GO): ribosomal small subunit assembly; translation
Cellular component (GO): ribosome; mitochondrial small ribosomal subunit; cytosolic small ribosomal subunit
Molecular function (GO): structural constituent of ribosome; RNA binding
Source: RefSeq, a predicted model, not a curated record